GUCGAACAGGAGCCAACACCACGGCAUGGGCAUGGCUCUUUGCGCCUCCCCCUCCCUUCUCACUUCCAUUCCUAUGGUGUUUCCCGCCAAAAUCCCAAGCUCCUCCAAUGUAUCUAUCCUACGCACCUCCCGCGUCAUCCUACACCUUUGUCCUUCAACGCCGCCUCGCUCUCUUCCGAUACCUCCCAGGGCAGCACCGCCUCAGAAAUACGUCUAUCCUGAUCCAAUCCCCGAAUUCGCAGCAUCCGAAACUCAGAAGUUCAGAGAUGAAUUGGUGAAGAAGCUAUCGGAGGAGAGGGAAACAUUUGGGGAUGAUCUCGAAGCAGUCGUAGAGGUUUGUGCUAAGCCACAGAUACUCGAUGAGUUCCUGCAGAAAGAGUAUGGAGGACCUGGGACAUUAUUGGUGGAGCCUUUUACGGAUAUGUUUGUUGCCCUCAAGGGGAAGAAACUUCCCGGCGCUUCAUUUGCUGCUCGGGCAUCUCUAUUAUGGGCUCAAAAUUUUGUCGAUCAGGACUGGGAGACUUGGAAUCGAAACAAUCACCAGAGUAAACACCCCUAA
This is a messenger RNA of Diospyros lotus (date-plum), 559 nucleotides long. Its product is annotated as protein PLASTID REDOX INSENSITIVE 2, chloroplastic-like. The record is from RefSeq and is a predicted model, not a curated record. Gene Ontology annotation, biological process: regulation of gene expression. Bases 26 to 559 code for a protein of 177 amino acids. The transcript is spliced from 3 exons. Lineage: Eukaryota; Viridiplantae; Streptophyta; Magnoliopsida; Ericales; Ebenaceae.